Messenger RNA from Pelagomonas calceolata, 1196 nucleotides. Lineage: Eukaryota; Pelagophyceae; Pelagomonadales; Pelagomonadaceae. The record is from the annotation of a GenBank genome assembly.
CAUUUGCGGGACCGUAUCGUAGACUGAAAGUUGGCAUUUACUCCGCGUCUAUCCCAAACCACUGCCUGUACGUGUAAGCAGUUGCUCUUACGUCACGUCUACUUCUUUGGAGCAAAGAGAUUUUGCGAUCCGAGGCGGCGGAGCGGAGAUAAGGCCAGGGCGAGCUGGAGACCUCCGUGGCCGCCGCGACGGCUCGGCGCGGCCGCGGCUGCAGCGGAGGUCCUAGCGAGCUGUUUGCGCCUGCCACUGCUGGCGCAGCACAACUUGCGUCGCAGCUGGAAGCCCCCAGCUGCCUCCGAGCGGUCAUGCCGCGCCGAGCGGUCCGGAUAGGCCGCGAGCGGCACGCCCGCCGAUGCGCCGAAAGGCCGUCGUUUGGCCGUCGUUUGGAGCGUUUGGCGGCCGCGGCCUGCGGACCGGCGGCCUGUGGAGAGACCACGAGGAAACCGAGCGAGAGAGAGACAAGUCCGUCGAGAGAACUAACCCCCCCGCCCCCCCGCGCAGACGUGACCAUGGCCAAGACCGCGGCGCUCUCGCUCUGCCUGGCGGUCGCCUCGGCGUUCCAGGGCCCCGCGCCGGCGCGGCCCGCGCCGCAGCUCGCGGCGUCGCCGAACAACCAGUACCAGAACGCGCUCGGCGCCCAGGCGCCGGCGGGCUUCUGGGACCCGAUCGGCAUCUCCGACGGCAUCAGCCCGGAGCAGUUCCAACGGUACCGCAACGUCGAGCAGAAGCACGGCCGCAUCGCGAUGAUCGCGACGAUCGGCUACGUCGUGCCCGAGAAGUUCGGCACCUUCGGCGACAUCAAGCUCGGCGGCGACGUCAAGUUCUCGGACGUGCCGAACGGCGUCCAGGCGCUGUUCAAGAUCCCGGCGGUGGGCCUCCUCCAGAUCCUCCUCCUCAUCGGCAUCCUCGAGACGCAGUUCCCGAACGAGAACGGCGACUACGGCACGGGCUACUUCGGCCAGUCGCUCGAGGAGCCGCUCAAGAGCCGCAAGCUCGCCAUGGAGAUCGCCAACGGCCGGCUCGCGAUGCUCGGCAUCAUGGGCCUGCUCGCGCAGGACGUCGUCACGGGCGGCCACCCGCUCGCCGGCCCGAACUUCGGCGAGGGCGGCUUCGUGUCGCUCUAGGUUUGUUCGUCAUUGGAGCCGCGCGCUCGGGACGGGCGCGGCGCGUCUAAAAAAAACUGAAUGGUACUACAC